AUGUCUUUCUAUCCCUCCGACCCCGACGCUCCUAGCGUGCUGUACGCCCGCGAUCUUCUGUCCUUCAGAAGCUGUGUGUCAUGCUCCUCCUCGGCACCCGCCUGCCCGACUUGCGACACCGGCUACACAUGUACCAUGACCAGUCAAUCGUGUACCUCGUGCGCGACCACGCAAUGUGUCAAGUCCCCCACAUCAGGUGAAGACUCGGGCUCGAAUGGCAACUCGGGCGGAGGCACGAACACGGGUGCGAUUGCGGGAGGCGUCGUUGGUGGUGUUGCGUUCGUUGCCAUUGCGACAUUCCUGGUGUGGUGGUUCUUUAUCCGCAAGAAGCGCCAGGAACAGCAGCAGGCAGCCAGCGCCAGCGCCAGCGCCAGUGAGGGGGAGAAAGCCAGCACAGUGAACAGUGGCCAGCAGUCGAGAAAGUCCACCCACUCUAUCGCUUCCACCGUCCUGACGCGCGCCUCGAAUGUGAUCCAGAUCGCCUAUAUCCCUGGCGUUACCAACCGCUCGCCUCCGGAAACACCAGGCCACCUCGUGCCGCCCGUGCCUCCGCUGCCCGGUGCGCACCCCGACCAGCAUUUCUUCAUGCCCGGCGACCUGCGCGACUCAACGUGGUCGGAUGCGUCCAACGACCGUGGCAGUGUCGCGCCUAGCCUGCGCAGCAGUGUGGCGACCACCAUCUACCGAAACAAUGCCAUCGUCAGCCCGAUGCCAGCUCAACAGGUGAUGCGCACGAAGGCGGCAAUGGUCAACAUCAACGGGGCGGAGAAUGCCCCCGCCGUUCCCGCCAUCACACAGGCGCAGCUCAACAAGGCGGGCGUUACCACCGCCAACAGCAACAGUUCCAUUGUUGCUCGGACCGUGACUGCGAAGCCCGUGAUGGUGAGAGGACCGUCCAAAAAGAAGAACACCGCCAACGCAACCGCUUCUCCCGCCGUCCAGACUAUCCAGGAGCAACCAGAGACUACGAGUGCCGUCGUUUCACGAUCCGGCAGCCAAAAACAAGAAACCGACCCAUCUGCUUCCGGAUUUGACGCCACUUCGUCCGAUGAAGAAGACGCUGCACCCAAGGCCGAGCCCGCUCAGGCCAGCCAGACAGCAACGGCCAAGGAUGAGGCGCAAUCCCGACCCGCUACCGUGAUUGAAGACUCGCCUGCCGUCGACCAAAGUCCUUUCCAAGACCAACCUACCCCCGAGACCAAGCGCGCGUCGUCUCUUCUCGAGACGCCCGAAGGCACCCGGUCUAACCGAAGCAGCCGACACCUCCCACCACGAGUCGAGAGCCCGUUCUCCGAUGCGAACGAGGUGAAAUGA
Molecule: messenger RNA, 1314 nt
Organism: Aspergillus heteromorphus CBS 117.55
Lineage: Eukaryota; Fungi; Ascomycota; Eurotiomycetes; Eurotiales; Aspergillaceae
Exons: 2
Coding region: 1-1314 (437 amino acids)
Source: RefSeq, a predicted model, not a curated record